GAAUUGGGCCGGUCUCUUGAGGCAGUGAUUCCGCAAACGCUGCAGGCUGUUCAAUUAGAACGAGACAGCCUGUCGAGAGAAGAGGUGAACCUUGUGAACGCUACGCCUAGGCUAGCCCGUAGUAAUGAGGAAAGCGGCUCUUUCACGGCAAAGAUCAGCGAGCUGGAAUGCGCCAAUCAUUAA
Molecule: messenger RNA, 183 nt
Organism: Penicillium nucicola
Lineage: Eukaryota; Fungi; Ascomycota; Eurotiomycetes; Eurotiales; Aspergillaceae
Exons: 2
Source: RefSeq, a predicted model, not a curated record